GAAGGUACUUGGCGUUCCUUGAUCGAUUUCUUCUGCUUGCUAUCGAUCCUUUUUUCUUCCCAUGGACGGUACGAAUCCUAACGGUGGCAUGUACAAUCACGACCAGCAAGGUGCGGGUCAGGGACAACCGCAACAUCCCCAGCAGCAACAAAUGCAGCACAUGACGCAGCAGCACCAGUUGCAGCAAAUGCUGGCGCAAACGCAGCAGCGCCAACAGGAACUGGCGCACCCGCAGCAGCCUCCGCAGAUGCAACAGCCUCCGCAGACAAUGCAAGCGCAACAGAUUCAACCGACGCCGAUGCAAGCGCAACAGAUUCAACCGACGCCGAUGAAACCUCAACAGGCGCCCCCGCAAAUGCAGCAGCAACAACAACAGCAGACGCAAGGCGACCCACAAUUGCAACGUCUUCCGAUUCGUGCUUAUCUCGACCAGACGGUCGUUCCUAUCUUGUUGGAUGGCAUGGCCGAACUCGUCAAGGAACGUCCGGCGAAGCCCAUUGAGUUUUUGGCCUCGUACUUGUUGCAACACGAUCCGCAGCGCGUGCCCAAAGCCGGAGGCCGGUAAAGGAAGAAGCGUCUAUCAAGCAGGCACGGGUCCUGGAAGUUGCGGGGAAGCUACCGUUGUGGCCGAAAUGGAAGAAUUAUUGUCUGACGAGAGGUGGAUGCGAUUGAAAUCUAUAAAAUCGGCUGCUUUGGUUUGUAGACGUUACGAUAAACUAGGUUUUUUUCGCUUCU
Molecule: messenger RNA, 735 nt
Organism: Phaeodactylum tricornutum CCAP 1055/1
Lineage: Eukaryota; Bacillariophyta; Bacillariophyceae; Surirellales; Neidiaceae
Exons: 2
Coding region: 62-565 (167 amino acids)
Cellular component (GO): Set1C/COMPASS complex
Source: RefSeq, a predicted model, not a curated record